UUAUCUUUAUGUGUAGGUCCUUUUGUAAGUCCCGAAGAGGUGGUAGCUCGACUGAUCCAGGUUGGGCUGUUUGACAAGGCUAUUGAAACAGCCCGCUGCUUUGGACUACCUUUGGACUCAAUUUUUGAUGCACUUGCCUCGAGAUGUGUUCACUUGACCAACAGCUUGGUGGGCUUCAGGGAUGAAACAGACGAUGCCAGCAAUUGGAAUUGGCUGGAUGCAAAUGAAUCCAUAGACAUUCCAACACCAAUCGAGAGAUCUGUUGUGGAUAAAGCCUGGCUUAUGCUCAAGUCGUAUCUGAGGACAUAUGACCAUGUCCAUGGCCACAGGCUACAGAAGUGCGUUGCUAGGAAGCUACUGUCCCUCGGCUCUCAUCUGCCCCAGUGGCUUAUCCAGUCUUUCAAGGAGACAAAUCCAGCUGAGCUUCUGCAUCUGUAUUUGUCGUUUAAUCUACUGGAGGAAGCUGCAGUCUUUGCACUGCAAUACAUAGAUGCUGUACUUGGACCUCGACGAGAAGAGUUUUCAAUGCAGGCUACACUCCAUUCAUCAUCUCCGAGUGUGUGGCUCCCUUACUCCUCUAUUGACCACUUGAGAGAGGCACUACAGAACGCAGAGUCAACCUCCCUGAUAGAGCUCUCGUCCCAGCUAACAGCUAAACUGGAAGCCUAUUUUAGGACAGCUACCAGUGUUAGCUCCUGCAGACAUGGAGCACCAGGCCCGACAGACAAUGAUGGUCACCCACUAAAACUACAUUGACUCCCUUAUACAUGUACCAAAGUUAUUGCUGUUCAGAUGAUUCUUAAUCUCUUCUCAUUUUGGAAUAUUAUACAUCCUCAUUCUGCUGGAUGCCAGCUAACACAACUGUUAUGAGACUGCACUGGUUUUGUCAGUCAUGACUAUCUCCUCUAUUGGUUGAUAGCUUGAGGCUUAUAGAGUGUGCUUUCAUUAAAUUGAAGUCGUUCAAGUGUUUUAUAUCACCAAGAUUUCGGCUCAAGCCCACUGCAACAGAUAAGUCAACUAUGUAGGGUAGAACUAAAAUGUCCGGUAAGACAGAGUAAUGCACAUGUCACAAGUGGUAUAUAGCAAGUGUUCAUCAUAUGUAUAUACAACCUGUGCUGUAUAAUGAGGCAUAAAUUUCUCUUUCUGUCAUGACAUGCGUCAUCAUAAUACUGCACACUUUCAUUGUGAGGAAAAACAGCUUGUUUGUACGAUUCUCACGUG
Messenger RNA from Geodia barretti, 1221 nucleotides. The record is from the annotation of a GenBank genome assembly. Lineage: Eukaryota; Metazoa; Porifera; Demospongiae; Tetractinellida; Geodiidae.